AGAGUUUCUAGUAUAUCGCGCUGUUCCACUGGAUUUAGGGGAAUUAGUUGCGGUCCAGUAGUCAGGCUAGUAUUAGCAGGUAUUAGAGUAAGACUCACGAUUUUUGGUUCUGCUGAGGCCAGCAGGUUUUUGAGGCCGAGCGUGUCGUUGAAAGUUGCGUAGCACCGUCCUGUUAGUCCGGCAUCCACGAGAGCAGCAACUCAAUAGAGCGAUAAUUGGACGCAGUUCCCUUAUAUGGGCAGGGGCUGGACUAACGCUAAUUGGUCCAUAUGGAUGUCAAUCACCAUUACAGAGAAUGCUGGGUAUCACGUGACCCAAGGACCUCCUAAGGUCCUGCAACAUACCAUAGAGGUUACUAGCUUGGUUACAUGACCGAAGGUCCUGCGACGCUGAACAAGAGCUCAAAUAGGAAAAGGUGUCAGGUGGAACCCUGCCUUUUUCUCUCACACUCAGUAUGGUAUAUAAGGCACCGGUAAACAUACGCAAUGGGCUCUGCAUUUCAUUGUCCAGCAACACAUAUCCGGCCAGGAUCUCAGUGGAGCAGAUCCUUAGGAGAUAUGAACUUAUCUCUGUUCAGGAGGUCAUGAAUAAAGAUGACACAGCCAUAAUAAGACUUGUCCAGGAGCUCAACUCAGCCACAGGCCUAAACUACAAUGUGCUGAUUUCUGACCAUCUGGGCCGUAGCUCGUACCGAGAGAAAUAUGUAUAUAUAUACAGAGAGGACAUCCUGAAGCCGACGGAGUGGUAUCACUACGACGACGGCUGUGAAAACUGCGGCACUGACGUCUUCAUCCGUGAACCUUUUGUUGCCCGGUUUUCAUCGGUGACAACCGAGUUGAAGGACUUUGCCUUGAUCUCCAUUCACACCAGCCCAGAUUAUGCCGUGCGGGAGGUGGAUGGUCUCUAUGACGCGUGGGAAGACGCCAAGCAACGCCUGCUUCUGGAGGACAUCCUGAUCUUGGGAGAUUACAAUGCCGGAUGCAAUUACGUGAAGAGCGCUCACUGGCCUACGAUUCGACUCCGUCAGGAAGCCGGUCUUCAGUGGCUCAUUGGUGACUCUGUAGACACUACUGUGAGCACCAAUACUCACUGCCCGUAUGACAGAUUAGUUGUUGGAGGAUCUAAGUUUCAGAACACAGUCAUUCCUGGCUCGGCUAAAGCUUUGAACUACCAAGUGGAAUAUGAUCUUACAUAUGAAAUGACCAAAGCCGUCUCGGAUCAUUACCCUGUGGAACUGGAGAUACGUAAUGAUUCUUUUUACAGCGGUCAGAAGUUCGGGAUCAGCAGCAGUAUUGGUAUAAGUGGAGGCCUAUCACUUAAUGGUGUCUGUGACUGUCUGGGGGUGGAUUUCACAUCCUGUGUGGGGCGCUGUGGUGCCAAUUCAAGUAGUUACCCAUGUAACUGUAAUGCUUCAUGUAGCAGCAGUAAUAGGUGCUGUGCGGACUAUCAGGCUACCUGUAAAGUGUAAUCUUGUUCAUCUCUGUCAGUAAUAGAGAGAUUUCCUUGUUGCCAAUAAACAAUAUCCAAUA
Hyla sarda is the source of this 1529-nucleotide messenger RNA. Its product is annotated as deoxyribonuclease-1-like. The transcript is spliced from 10 exons. The record is from RefSeq and is a predicted model, not a curated record. Gene Ontology annotation, biological process: DNA catabolic process. Gene Ontology annotation, cellular component: nucleus. The coding region runs from base 455 to 1468 and encodes 337 amino acids. Gene Ontology annotation, molecular function: DNA nuclease activity. NCBI's taxonomy places the organism in Eukaryota, Metazoa, Chordata, Amphibia, Anura, Hylidae.